Procambarus clarkii (red swamp crayfish) is the source of this 2716-nucleotide messenger RNA. The record is from RefSeq and is a predicted model, not a curated record. NCBI's taxonomy places the organism in Eukaryota, Metazoa, Arthropoda, Malacostraca, Decapoda, Cambaridae.
AAAACUGAAUCGUUGACGUAGGAACACAACGGAGCUCUUGCCGCAAUCAUAACAUUCUGUUAUCGGCAAUAUGCUUAACGAUCACCAAGACGACGACUGCUAGAUUGUUAUCGUUUUCAGGACAAGAAACUUGUUAGACUUACCGCGUCUCCAUGCCAAGGUCAAAGCUGUUCGCGUGGUCACCCAACUAGUUAUUGGCCAGACCCAAGAGUGCUUAAUGCGCACAUCAUCCACUGCUCUGCGCCAUUGCUGUCGGCAUCAUUCACAGACCUACAGUGUUGAUUGGAAGCAUAACCUGCUCUUUGGUCAUGACCAACAUAACUUAAAACCAAGGCACUUUACAGGUGGUGGCAGAAGUGGGUGAGAAACGGGGCAGAGAUGUGUUGGGUGGAUGUAUGGAGAAGAGAGCAUUAGGCAUUUCUUCAAGUACGAAAAUGGAGUCGUCAGCAAAUCCUCUUGUGAGCUAUACUUCGCCUGCUGAUUCACCUGCAGUAUCUGAUCACUUUUCACAAAACACAUUACAUCAGUUAUCACCAAAUUCUAGUAAUGAACAAAAUAGAUUAUCCUCGAGAAGUGAUAGUGGUCUUCUAGAUAUUUCUGAAGAGAGCUCUGUGAACCCUUCUCUUCCACCUGAACUAGAAGAGUCAGAAUGUGCAGUGUUGCGUGGGGAUGCCAUUGGAAACACAACAUAUACUCACCGCUGGGUCUUAAAUACUCUCCUAAAAAUUACACAGGCUCUACCACAAUAUCUGAUGUCUGAGAAACCCGACGAAGAAACCAUGAGCACUUGCACAGAAGCUGCGAAUGAUGAAGUUAGUAUGCUAACCUCGGAAAUACAGCCUGAUGAAGAAGAUACAACAAAAAAGAAUGACAGUAUACUAGAGCUGGCAGAAGAUGUGGAGAAUGCUGCAUGCCAGCUGUGGGACAUGACUGCAGAGCCAGAUGUUGUGCAUUAUCUUUUGAGUUUAAGCGUUGUGGAUAUUUUGCAUUUGGCAAAGGAUGUCAUCACAUUGUCUCGUGCACCUAGACUUACCGAGGUUGUAGUGGGUGUUGUAGCCAACCUCUGCUGCCAGGCUGUUGGCUGUGAGAAAGUUAUUGGUCACCAUUCACUUCUCAACUCGUGUUUGACUCUUCUGCACACAACAGAUGAUGUACCUACCCUUAUUGAAGCUUUUAGACUGUUGAGACUCUUGCUUUGGCACUUAACGUACCGUGUGGCACCUCAAGAUCGUGCACUGAAUCCAGUCAUCCUUGCCCUCAAGAAUCACGAGUCACUCAAAGAGACACUAGUAUUUAUGUUAAAGAACAGCCUCAGUGACUUGUUCCUGAGUGCUCUCUCUCAGUUCCUUGAGGCACUAAUGUAUAUCUGGCUUCCUGAUGAUAAGUGCUACAUGGCUGCCUACUACUCGGAAUCAGGACUGGUUGAAGGUGUUGUUGAGGUAAUGAGACAUUUCUUAAAGGAAUGGAAAAAAAGUGGUAGCCAAGAACAGCCAGUUGUUGUUCAUCAAGGAAUUCUCAUCUUGUACAGCUUUGUGGCCACACCUGCAGCACAUAUUAUUAGUAGUUUUGAUCAGUACGAGUCUCUCCUCGAGCCAAUCUUAGUAAGCUAUGUAGAACACUUAGCCAAGGUGGAAAAUGUAGAGGUACUUUUGGAUGGAGAGAAUGCAGAGAGACUGACAUAUGCCUUGGGCCUCUACGAGUUACUUGUGCCAACCAUGCGACACCCAAAUAUACUGCUUACUGUGGGGAAACUGUUGGCCCUCACCCAUGGAGCUAGUCAUCACUACACUGCCAUUCAGAAUCAGACUUUGCAAGAAGCAGGAAUCCAAGACAAAGAUAAGAUUCAUAGUUUAAAAAUGCGUCGAAGGAGUAAGAGCAGGAGGAGUAGAAGCUCAAGUGGUGAAAUUAUGGAAACCGAGUUUCCUGGAGCAAUGAAAAAGAAGGAAAGAGAAUCAGAACAAGAAGUUAUAGUUAGCAGUGUUUCCACUAAAGAGACUGAGUGUAAAGAAGUAACUCAGAGUACUUCACAGAAUUUAAAAAGUGUAAACUUGGUUGACUCUACAAAUCCAAGUGAGAACUGUGAACGUGCCUUAUUUGAAAAGAAUGCAGAUAAGGAAAUUAAAAGUUCUAGCAGCAGUUUAGAUUUAUGGAUCUGGAAUAAAUUCAUUUAUAAAGAUGUUCCUGACAAGAAAAAGAGAAGUGCAAAACUGAAGAACACAGUCGAGAGCUUGACUGAUUAUUGUGUUCGAGUGGUUCGUUGCUGCCCUGACCUGUGUGCUGUGUUGACAGCCCUUAAUGAGUGUCAUGUUCAUGAAGUACAGCUGUUCUUUAGAGCUGUGCGUUCUCGAGAGCCUAAACUUGUUGGCCAACUUCAAGAGCAGUUGUUGGAUACAGGCUCUCACAAUCGCCUUGUAACCAUAUUAUCCGACAUGUACACAUGACAAAAUUUUAAUCUUUAAUUUAUGUAAUGGAUUAUUACAAAUAAAUUAGUAGUACUAUAUGAUAAUAUGCAUAUACAUAUAUCAUUGUACUACAUUGUACUACUUCCUUACUCUACAUUCUCCCAUCCAAACACCUUGAUUCUAGUUGUGAGUGGAUAUUUAAUGGUCAAAUAUUUGGUGGAAUUCCAACCCCCCCUCCCCCUCAGGCACAAAAAAUACUAAUUUUAUGUACUGUACAUAAUACAUUAUUGCAUCACUAGAUACUUUAAACAAAA